AUGGAUCCAUAUACGCCUCGGACGCAUGGGCGGAAGAAGAAUCUGGGGUUGUCUACUCGAGAAUACACCAAGGUAACUGGAACAAUCGCGUCCGUUCGGCGCACGCGCCAAUAUCUCGAGGACGGUCUCGGUGAUGAAUCCGGAGCUCGUGUCCCUUCUUCGCGGGGCAGCGUCGACAGAGGAGGAUAUGAUGAGCCGUCUUUCAUAGCUGAGACCUCGUUCGUUCGCGCACCGCUGAAUUCGCGCGUUGCUUCCGGAGUUGGGGUCCCUAAGGACAGGUCAAAGGGAAAGGGGAAAGCACGAGACACCCUGGAUGGCGUUCCGGUGGAGAUACAGGAGGCUCUCAUCCUAGAAGACCUUCUCUUCGUAUUGAUGGGGAUCGAAGGAACGCACAUCACUUAUCAUCCUGAUCAUUCACCUGAGGACGACGAUCCUCUACAGGGUGUUCGCUUUGUCGUGUCACCAUCUCUUGAUCCAUCGUUGCGCGAUUUGGUGGAACGAAUCCUGCCCCUGGCCACGUACUACACUGCUAUCACUUCGUUCAUUGAGCUCCGCAGCCACCUCGACUUCGGCCUUGUGAACCACGCGCUAUGUGCGGCGAUGCGCGACAUGCUGAAGGACUACCAAACAUUGCUUUCACAACUUGAGCAUGCCUUCAGCACAUCGCCGCAGUUCACGCUACAGAAAUUGUGGUUCUACGUGCACCCUACGCUUCACACGCUUUCCUUGCUCUAUUUGCUAAUUACGGAGCUUGCCACUGCGGACGACCCUUCGGCCGCGAUGUCGGACUCUGACUCGGAUAGCACACCGGAUCCCGAGGAGGAAGCACGGAAUGAGGCGCUUGGUCUCGGGGGUGCGAAGCUCAAAGCCGUCUUGUCCGAUAUCAAUAAGGGCUCCACGCUCGGUGUGGACGACAGCGCAAGCGGCAUCGUCAAGGGGGGUGAGGUGCUUGCAAUCCUACAUGAGCGGAUGCAGAACAUGUCUGGCGACCCUGCAGCGCGCGCGCUAUAUGGUGCGCUUUCGCGGGCUACAGGCAAGCCUUACGUGGAGAUGGUGCAAGUAUGGAUACGCACGGGACGCUUGGUCGACCCCUACGAGGAGUUGUGCGUGAAGGAGAGCAAGUUCAUCGACCGAGGUACACUAGAGAUGGACUAUGUCGACGAGUACUGGGAAAGGCGUUAUACGCUUCGUGACGGAACAGCCGUUGGUGGUUCAUCAAAGCAACAUCAGGCAGGCGUGCCUUCACCACGUACAGUCGAUGGUCGCUUGCCUGGAGGUGCCUGCAUCCCUCCGCCUUUGGAGCGAUGGAAAAAGAAGGUGUUACUGGCUGGGAAGUAUUUGAAUGUUAUCCGGGAAUGUGGUAUCGAGAUCAGUCGGGAUCCAGAUUCAACGGACGACGAGGAGUUUUCUAUGGAAGACGACAAAUUUUACAAGUCUAUUGACGAGGCUUAUGCGCAUGCAAAUCGCACUUUACUCCAACUACUCCUGCGAGACCAACAGCUCAUGCCUCGCCUUCGUUCUCUCAAGCGCUUCUUUUUCCUCUCGCAAUCAUCAUUCCUCACCCACUUGCUUGACCUAUCGCAGUCUGAGCUGCGCAAACAGGCCAAGUCCGCGUCGCUCGUGAAGCUACAGAGCCUUCUGGAUCUCGCGCUUAACACGGAUACGCAAGGUGAAGAUGCGAUGUUCCGGGAAGAUGUGCGUGUCACUAUGGCCAGCAGCGGAUUAUACGAGUGGCUGUUGAAGGUUGUGACGGUUAACGGCGUGAUUGGUGGGGAGGACGGUGACAGAGGCCAAGCAUAUGAGGAGUCGAAGAAAGAACGAGAGAAGGAAAAGGACGACAAGAAACAAUUGCUGGCUAUUGACGCGCUGGCGCUGGACUACAACGUCAAAUUUCCGCUAUCGCUUGUCAUUUCGCGCAGGACCAUUCUCCGAUAUCAGCUCAUCUUCCGCUUUCUGCUCCAUCUCAAACACGUCGAGCAAUCUCUCUCAUCCAUGUGGAUCGAACACAAGACAUCGCCUUGGCGCCGUUCGACACGUCCACCUACGAGUCGCGCUUCGUCGCCGGCAUCGACACCGGCCAAUGACUGGCAUACUGAUUUCGAGAACUGGCGCAAGCGCGUGUUCCUCCUUCGUACACGCAUGCUCGCGUUUGUUCAACAGGUACUGGCAUUUUGCACAUUCGAGGUGCUCGAACCCAACUGGCGUAAGCUGGAAGAGAAACUCAAGGCCGGCAAGGUCGAGACAGUCGAUCAGCUUCUGCGAGACCACGUCGACUUUUUGGACACCUGUCUCAAAGAAUGCAUGUUAACCAGCUCAAAACUCCUUAAGACCUACUCGAAGUUGAUUGUGACAUGCUCGACAUUUGCUCUCUACACGGCUUCUUUCACCAAGUCAGCCAACCAGGCUCGUGCCACGGCAGACAGCCCCGAGGGUGACCGGGCGAUGCCUAAGCGAUGGGAUUUUUUGGACAAGUUCGAGACGAACUUCAAUCACUGGUUCGUCCAUCUUGAUUGCGUACAGUUCUACGCAUCAAGCGAGAACGUGUCGUUACUGCCGCUUGUGGUGCGGUUGAACAGCAUCAAAGCGACAUGA
Molecule: messenger RNA, 2592 nt
Organism: Postia placenta MAD-698-R-SB12
Lineage: Eukaryota; Fungi; Basidiomycota; Agaricomycetes; Polyporales; Adustoporiaceae
Exons: 11
Coding region: 1-2592 (863 amino acids)
Biological process (GO): mitotic cell cycle; microtubule nucleation; spindle assembly
Cellular component (GO): spindle pole; equatorial microtubule organizing center; centrosome
Molecular function (GO): gamma-tubulin binding; microtubule minus-end binding
Source: RefSeq, a predicted model, not a curated record